Molecule: messenger RNA, 1202 nt
Organism: Acromyrmex echinatior (Panamanian leafcutter ant)
Lineage: Eukaryota; Metazoa; Arthropoda; Insecta; Hymenoptera; Formicidae
Biological process (GO): regulation of transcription by RNA polymerase II
Cellular component (GO): nucleoplasm; nucleus
Molecular function (GO): DNA-binding transcription repressor activity, RNA polymerase II-specific; zinc ion binding; DNA-binding transcription activator activity, RNA polymerase II-specific
Source: RefSeq, a predicted model, not a curated record
CUGGAAAUCAUUCAACACUCUUAAUAUCUCAAUGAUUCACCUGUGGAUCCUCUGGUCAUGGACGCCAAUAAUGUGGAACACUUGUCCGAAACCAUAGAAUGCUUACCCGAGUACGAUUUAUUACCAAAUAAAAUCAAACGAUACAUCGCUAGGAGAGAAAGAAAAAUAAAAGAGGAUACGAGAAAACAGAGCAAAAUCAGUCAAAACAAAAUCGACAAAAAGAAACCUAAACUUUCCUUCGAAUGUGCCACAUGCGGCCAAUGUUUUAGCCAGAAAGCUACCAUGAUAAAACACAUGAGCUUGCACAAAUAUCAAUGCCAAACUUGUUGCCAGAGCUUUGGCCUGAAGCGAGAAUUGAAGCGCCAUAUCAUGAACGUUCACGGACCUCUCCUGUAUCCAUGCAGCAUCUGUGACUACAAGAGCAACAACAAAUGCACCUUGAAGGAUCACUUUAUACGGAAACACACUAGCGGUUUUCAGCAUUCUUGUACGGUCUGCAAUAAGCAGUUCAAAAUAAAAAACGACCUGAAACAACACAUGAAUCAAGUUCAUAGUGGUGAACCGCCCAUUAUCUGCAGCAUCUGCGGACAUGCCUGCAAGAACGUUCCCGCUAUCAAGGCGCACAUGAAGUAUCGACAUUACAAACCGGCUUAUGAAUGCAAAAUAUGCAAGCGUGGUCUUACCACUCAAGAGUAUCUCGACCAACACUUGAUCUGGCAUGAAAGAAAAGAGAAGGUCAUCUGUCCCACCUGCGGCAAAACCUUUGGUCAAAAGAGGGACUUGGACCUUCAUUUGAGGAUUCAUCAGGGUAUCCGACCGUUCUCUUGUCCAGUCUGCGGCAAAACCUUUCCCCGAAAGACUGCACAAGAACAACACAUAUUAAUUCACACCGGCAAAAAACCGUAUAUCUGCGACAUAUGUGGACAUACCUUUGCACAGAAACCCGGACUUAUUUGUCACAGGAAACGGCAUCCUGGACCGUUACCGCCCUUGCCUGUGGUAUCCAUUAAGAAAAUAAUCAUGGAAUUUACACAGGAAUUAGUCUCUUCUACGCAACAAGAUAAAGUAGAUAGCUAAAUAUUUGAAAAAUUACCCCAACGUAGAUUCAUUAAAUUUGUUUACAUUAAUCCCAAAAUGAACAUGACCCCGCGCGAAGACGUAUUAUUGUGAUAAAUUUAUGAAUUUCAAUUUAUUCUCUUUAU